GUUGCCGGCUGUGCCCCUCACCUGUUUCUCGUUUCAGGGGACGAGCAUCGCUUUGGCACCCCAGACUCCCUGACGCGCCCCCCUAUAAAAGCGUACAGAUCGCCAGGUGGUACUACAUCUUACUUUGAAGGGAAUCCAGUAAAGGAAAAUGCAGAGGCUUGUGACACUAAAAAAACUGAGAAACGAAACAUUUAUACACCAUUCAAAGAAAUAAAGGCUGACUUCCUUGAGAAAAAUCAAGAGUGCUACUCAACUUCUGCACUACAGAGCAGAAGUAAGUCUCUGCAUCAUUCCAGUAUAGAGAAACAGUCACAGCCUUUGGCCAAAAAUGAUGGCGAAUCACAGAAUGGAUUUCACAAGGUGUGGACUUUGUUACUGGGUUUGUUAAUUAGUGUCCUAUUGCUUUAUGCCCUGUGGAGUGGGACUCAAGAUGGAACCUCCUCGAGGAGAGAUGCUGAAAUUCUGCAAGAGUUUCGGGCCCGGAUGGAGAAACUAAAAAAUACUUACCAAAGUCAGGACCCUGACCUGUGGAGAAGAGCCCGUGCUUCUCUUGAGAAACGUCUCAACUCUUCCCGUGUGCAUCUGGAGCCUGCUAUCCUGCUGCUCACCGCUGGCCGGGAAGCUGAGAAGGCCUUGAGGUGCCUGAGCAACGAGAUUGCCAAUGCCUUUGCCUCCUCCCAGAACGCCACCACAAUCAGCAUCAACGGGGUGGACAAGGCUGUACAGGAUAGUGACACUGUCAAGCAGCAGGUGGACACAGAGCUCAGCUCUGGGUUCAGCAAAGGCAAGAAGGUGGCAGUGGUGCAUCGGUUUGAGUCACUGCCUGCAGGCUCCACCUUGAUCUUUUACAAGUACUGUGACCAUGAAAAUGCAGCGUAUAAGGACGUGGCUCUUCUGCUGACAGUUCUCCUGGAUGAGCAGUCACUGAGAAAGAGCCUCACCUUUCAACAAGUGGAGGAGAAAGUCCGAGAUUUCCUCUGGGCAAAGUUCACCAGUUCAGAUGUUCCUAGUUCUUAUAACGACAUGGACACAGAUAAGCUGAGUGGACUGUGGAGCCGGAUAUCUCAUCUUGUGUUGCCUGUUUGGCCCGAGAGGGGCCUCCCUCUGGAGGGAUGCACAUAAAAGUUGCUGAAGAGCACUUGGGAAAGGAGGAAGACACAAAAUGUGUGUUGCAAGUGCAGAACAGGGAAUGGUGUGGCUGCUGAGCUCAGGCAGCAGCAAACCAGUCUUUUCUGUGCAGAGACUUUUCAUCAACUGGCAGGCUUGUUUCUGCCAAAGUAACUGGGACUUCUCAAAGUAAACUACAGAGUGUAAGCAAUAACUUGCUGUUCGUUGGUAAAUUGUAUUCAGUGAUGCAUUCAGCCUUGAUGUCCUGGAGCUGGGCAUUACUGUGCAUCAGUGUAGAGUCACUCAUCUGCCUCUGAACUUGUUGAAGCACUGUUGGCUUUGCUGUGAGGAUCCUUCUCUGGUGGUGCAUAAAGCUGGUAUCAUAUUUGUCAAGGUAACAGAAUGUCAAACCAUCACCUUCAUCUCCCAGGAUUGCUUAUUUUUCUUCUAACAUAAGAAAUAAAUGAAGAAUUAUGAUAAAGUGAUGUGAAUCUGAGCACAAGCUUCUUCCUGAUCCAUUGGAUCACAGCAUAGAUGUCAGCUAACUUUGGCCACUUGUAGAAGUGGCAAAAUUACUUGAAAGAUCUGUGACCUGUAGAGAACCUUUCAGCAAGCAUUUCUUCCUUAAAUGAGCCUGCCCCAAGCAGUUCUGGAGAAAGAGAAAAGCUGAGAGAAAGGUUGCUUAAAGUCAGUAGUACUAAUGUCUGUUAAAUAAUUCCUCAAUACCUCUUUGCCUGGCUGCUUGCAGGAGUUCUCUACUCUUUUUCAAAGUUUUACAAGUCAUAAAAUUCAGAUGGAAACGAUAAAAUGUCAUUCCCAUGUACAUACUAUCUGCUUUCCAAACAAAACUUUAGGAAGACAUAGGUUAUUUCUCAUUUUACUAAGAUAAUUAUUUUUGCAUUGAGAGAGUCUAUUUAUUUGUGGUACUUGAUAUCCUAAAAAAAAAUAACUUCUUGUAUCUGUGUAUAGCUGGCUGCUUGCUGUACAAAUUUCUAGCAAAGAACAGAUUUGCAGAGCAUGCUUUUAAAAUGUUUUUUUAGUCUCUCAUGUCAAUUCCUCACAUCAGAUUAAAAACAAGUACCUGUUUCUACUGUUAAGUACUUUGCAUGAAAAAAUAAAGAGAAUAGCAGCACUUCCAUUUCAUUGCUGGUCACUUCAUGUUCUGACAUGUUGGUACAUUUGGUUUUAUUGAGUAUGAAGGAAUGUGUGAAGAUGUUCUCAAAUUAAUACAAUGUUUUCUUGUAACAGCUGAGAGAUUUGGCCCAUCCCUCAUUCACAAGCCCUCUGAACUGUCCAGUUGUAAAAAAAAAAAAUCCUUUUCAACCAGGAAACCUGUUGAGGAGCUGGAGCUUCUGGCUUGUUUGUGCAAGGCAAGGUUUGGGAUGUUAAGUGGAAUCAACCAAAAUCAGCUGAAGCAUAUAAAAGAGCAGAGUUUGGGAGACACAGAGCUGCAGUCACUUAAACCAGAGGUGGAUUUGUUCUAACUAUUGAGAGCCAGCAAUGGAUAAUGCUUCCUAUUUUAAUGGGCAGAAAUAAAAACAGCAAGAAGACAUGGAGGUGCUGUUGUUCUGGAUGUUUAAUAGCUCAGGAAAGAAAAGAUGGCAUUUACAUUUUGAACAUUUCACUGGACAAAUGUUUUUUUUAUUAAA
Molecule: messenger RNA, 2756 nt
Organism: Ficedula albicollis (Collared flycatcher)
Lineage: Eukaryota; Metazoa; Chordata; Aves; Passeriformes; Muscicapidae
Product: torsin-1A-interacting protein 1
Exons: 5
Biological process (GO): membrane organization
Cellular component (GO): membrane
Molecular function (GO): ATPase activator activity
Source: RefSeq, a predicted model, not a curated record